AUGCGUCGAAGUAAGCGACGACGUAAUAGUGAGCUGGAUAAAGAUGAAGAAAAGUUGCAAAUUGCACUACAGGAUAUCCAGAAAAAGAUGAAGUUAGUAAUUCCGCUGAAGAAGAAAGUUAAUGAAUCAUUGUCUACCCUACAGGAAUUAGUUGAUAAGAAUAAGCUCAGUAUUGGAUGCAAAUUGAAUGGUGCUCUCCGAGGCCGAGUAUUAAAUCUAUACGAAAACGCUAAAAAAGCCUGCGAGGUAGAAGCUACUUGCGUCAGGAACCUUUUGGAAGAUAUCGAAAAGUUACGCAAAAGAAAAUAUGAGUUCCAACGCAGUAACUUAGUAGGUCGUGGUGAGUUGAUGCAAAUGUUAUCGCAGAGUGCGCGCACUGCUCCGCUCUGGAUUGGACCACCAGAUACUCAUCCACCGGCAUUAGUUGGUGCCAUUCCAGCAUUUGUAUCGAUGUCUUUGAAGGUUGGUAUGGAAGUGGCUGCAUUCAUUGAUGGAAUAUGGAUGCUUGCUGAGGUGACCAGUGUUUUUGCAUCCUCGAAAUAUGAAGUUAAAGAUGUCGAUGAUGAACAAAAAGCCAAAUAUAUUGUUCGAAGAAGUCGUAUGAUUCCGUUACCGAGAUGGCGUGCAGAUCCUUUACGUGACAGUCAUGCACUGUUUCCUGUAGGUGCUAUCGUUCUUGCUCUUUAUCCUCAAACAACAUGCUUUUAUAAGGGAGUAAUCGAUCAGGUACCAGUUACAGCAGCUGAUGAUUAUUUAGUGGCAUUCGAGGAUUCAGCUUUCCCGCAAGGUUAUUCACCGCCUCUUCCAGUUCCCCAACGUUAUGUUCUCACUCAUAAAGUGCCGAAAGUAUAUAAACGUCGUGCUAUAAAGAAAUGA
This is a messenger RNA of Brugia pahangi, 876 nucleotides long. NCBI's taxonomy places the organism in Eukaryota, Metazoa, Nematoda, Chromadorea, Rhabditida, Onchocercidae. The record is from the annotation of a GenBank genome assembly.